AAUCUCCAGCGAUAUUUUCAUUUUGUUUUUGGCAUUUUUAUUCUAUGCUUCAAUUGUUCGUCCGUGUGUAGUUUGUUAUUUACAAUAAUUCUGUUCCUGGCUUAAUUUUUGAUAUAAUGCGCUUAACCUAGAAACUCGUCGGCUAAAGGGCUUUGUUGAAUACGUUUUCGUAAGUUUUAAAAUAGUAUUGUAAGAUUAAAAUUUCUACCGAUUUUUUGAAAUGUGGAAACAGUUCGCUACAUCAGUUCGUAAUUUUCUACCGAAUCAGUUAGCCGCUGUUUUUAAUGUCGACGGAAGCUUAAAAGUAAACCAACAGUGCAGGACCACGUUCAUUCUGAAAAGGAGGAAUCCCGUCCCUCUGAGUAAGAUAGGGCAGCGUCCAAAGCGCCUGAAGAACCGCCACUUCAUCUACGACCUGGUGCAGGACACCAGCGUGGCCAAGCAGGAGACGGUGGACCUGAUCCUGACGGACUACGUGAGCGGCCUGGGGGACGUCGGCGACAGGGUGGCGGUGAAGAGCUUCGCCGCGUACAACAAGCUGCUGCUGCCGGGCCUCGCCGUGUACGCGACGCCCGAGAACGAGGAGAAGUACGCCCGCCUCAAGGGCUCCGCGGCGGCCAAGCCCAAGUUCAGCUCCCCGCACGCGCAGCGGACGGUGAACUACCUGUCGACCAUGGUGCUGUCGGUGGUGAUGAACAAGGAGGUGCCGUGGACGGUGGAGCCGUGGCACGUGCGGAUGUCAUUCCGCAAGGCCAACGUCCACGUGCCGGAGAGCGCCAUAGAGAUGCCGCAGGAGGCCAUAACGGGGCCGGACCUCGGCCUGGAGCGCAAGCAGUUCCUCGUGACGGUGACCAUCAACGGGGUGGAGCGGGUGGCGGUCAAGUGUCGCAUCCACCACUGGAGCACCAAGGUGGUGGACCGCCUGCCGUACCUGCAGGACCACUGGCUGCUGCCCGCCGAGCCCUUGUUCCCGGAGGCUGCCGCGGGGGGCGACCCCAAGCCGACGGCACCCGGUCUUCAGUAGACCCGCGGUCCGCUUGCUCGUGUUACUAGACACCUUACUUUUCCCACGUCAAGGCUGAAUGCUCUGUUGAGCCACACAAACAAGUGAGGAAUGUAGUUUUUUUUUUUCAGAAUGUACAUGAUAACAAGCAGUGGCGCAACAACAGGGGGGGGGGGGCAAGGGUAUUUUGCCCCCCCUCUGAAACCUUGAAGUGGGGGCAAACGGGGGCAAAGAAAGUUCUGUGUAAUCAUCAAUUUUUAGAUAAUAAAACUGCUUAAAUAGCACAAUUUUCCACCUUGAAAUACAAAUUUUUCCGGGGGUGGACCCCCCGGAGCCCCCACUUCAAUAGGGGGGAUCGAUGAUUCUUUAUAAAAAGGUAUAUUGCUUCCCCCUUUGGAAAUUUAGUUGUUGCACCCCUGAUAACAAGUAUGCAUCAAAAUCGUGUGCAUGAUCAGAGUAUUUGUAAUAGGUAUGUAAACCUAACCGAACCAGUUAUAAAAUACUGGUAAACUACUUGAAAUAUCAAACGUCUUCUAAGAGAAUGAUUUGGAAACUUGUCAGGAUGUGGAAACAAAAAUCAUUUCAGAAUUUUUAUUCUUCUCGUUUGCAAAAAAACCCUCGAAUCUUCUUUUUUUUUUUUUGUACCCUUAUUUUAACCAAUUUGACUAUUAACUGAAAGGAGGUAAUAAAUGCUAGGGUUUUAUGACAAAUAUCAGUUUAAUUUUUAGACUCUUUUUACCCUCAGUAGUUGAAAUCUUGUUCAUGAUAGAGUUGUUCUACUUGCGUUGGCACUGAUAUGGAUAUUUUGAAUUUCUGAAUGCCAUUUCAGCUUGAUCACAGGAGCAAGUGGCGGAAACAAGCAUACACUUCUGCAGCCAUGCCCUGGCACAUUGGUACUGCAGUUGCGGCAGUAAGCCCUUGGCUCAUUAGGUUGGUGGCACAGGCAAGCCAUUUUUUAUUAAAUGUGAAUUGACUGUACUGUAGAGAUGGAUAGAAAGUAGUGAGAAUAUUUGUUUCCAUUCUGAAUGUGUUCCCAAUGUGUCCUGAAGUAAAAUUGAGUCUGGCAAUGAGAAUAUUCUAUGUACUAUUCCUCUGUAUGCAAAUAUGAGUUAUUUACAUUAUAAGUACGUAUUAAAAUAGAUGGUACUGGCUUAUAAAAAUUUUACAUUGAAAUUCAGGAUUAUUUAUUUUCCUUACAUUGAGAUGCAAAAAUUAUGUUGUCAUAUCUAGCCUGUCUGUAACCAUCCAAACCUGUGGUAAAUACUAAUAAAUAAUUUGUGUUUGGCCAUUUAAAAGCACUAGUUGCAAACUGACUGUACUUAUCAAUAAUUUAUCUGUCUGUUAUUAGCAGUUUACCUUUUAAACUAUAACCAGAAACUGAAAAUAUCAUGAUUAUUCUUGGAGACAAUUCUUACUAUGUAUUAUUAACUUGUGUUAACUAAUAAAUACAGUAAUGAUUAAA
This is a messenger RNA of Bacillus rossius redtenbacheri, 2465 nucleotides long. RefSeq names its product large ribosomal subunit protein bL9m (gene mRpL9). The record is from RefSeq and is a predicted model, not a curated record. The coding region runs from base 221 to 1024 and encodes 267 amino acids. NCBI's taxonomy places the organism in Eukaryota, Metazoa, Arthropoda, Insecta, Phasmatodea, Bacillidae. Gene Ontology annotation, cellular component: ribosome; mitochondrion. Gene Ontology annotation, molecular function: structural constituent of ribosome. Gene Ontology annotation, biological process: translation. The transcript has 2 exons.